AUGAGUUUUGAGAAGCUUCGUCGUACUGGUGAAUUAUCGGAUAUUACGGUGAUUGUAGAUAAAACAGAAUUUAAACUGCAUACAUUUCCAUUAAUUGCAAAAAGUGAUUAUUUUAAAAGAGCUAUAGAAUCAUCAACAAAAUCUGCUCCAUAUGUUAUUCGACUAGACAAUAAUUUUCCAGGUGGCGCUCAAGUUUUUAAUCAUUUAGCGGAUUAUUUUUAUUCAAUACCCAUAACUAUUGAUCAUAAAAAUAUUAUUCCUCUUCGUUCAGCAGCAUGUUUUAUUGAAUGUGAUGCAUUAGGUACAUUACUUGAUGAACGUUUUGAUAGAAUUCUUUUAGUUGCACGAGCUAAAUAUGAUUUGGGUAUACCAUUAAUAUUACUUGAACAAUGUGUUGGUGAAUAUCAACAAUGGGCUCAACAAACACAUAUUGUCGAUAAAUGUCUCGAAUCUAUUAUUGAAUCAUUAACUCGUGGUGCUGGUUUACAAUUAAAUAAAUCUGAUAGUGAAAUAAUUAUUCGUUUACCACUUGAAUGGAUUAUUGAAUUAAUUAAAUUAUGUCCAACAGAAAAUAAAUUUGCUAUUCUUCCUUUUGCUAAACAUUAUGUUACAGUACAUGUACUUGAUCAAAAUCAAUUUUAUACUUCUACUUCAUCAUCUAUACAUAAUGGAUAUGAACAUAAAAAUGCUUUUAUACCUAUUACAAAAAAAGAAGAUAUACCAAAAACAACUGAUGAUGAAAAACGAGCAAUACUUGAUCAAUUUGUUAAAGCAUUGGGAAGUACACUUGAACAAUUACCACUUGUAUGGCUUAAUGCUGCUUAUGAGAGAGCAGUUGAAUUACAAUGUGAAUGUGAAUCGUUAUUAUCAUCUUAUAUAACACAAGCUAUUCUUAAUUCAAAUGAUCUUGAUAAAAAUAUGGAAAAUAUUCCGGAUGAUAUUAUGACAAGAUUAUUAGAACGUGUUAGCAAAUAUAAAGAACAACAUAUUAAAGAUCCACAACUAUUAUCAAAAUUAUCUUCAUUAAUUGAUUCAUAUGUUGAACAACUUCGUCAACGAGGUGCACUUACAAGUGAACAAUUCGUUAAAUUAGCUUCAUGUAUACCAAAAGAACAACGAAAUUCACAUGAUAGUCUUUUACUUGCACUUGAUGAUAUUCUUAAAAAUGAAAACUCAACAAAGUUGAGUAAUAAUGAACGAGAAGAACUACUCAAUCAAAUUGAUUUUUCACGUGUUAAUGAAGAAACAAUUGCUGCAUGCAGAAGCAAUAAACUUAUUCCACAACAAUUAAUUACGGAAGCUGCUUUGGCUCUUUGUGCUAAAUUAAGAAAUCAACUAGAUGAAACUCGAGCUCGUUUACGUUUAGCUGAAAAUGAAUUAACAAAAUCUCGACCGACAUAUACAAGUUCGAGUAUGAUUUAUAACUUGUUAAUAAUAUCAUCUACUGUUGUAUGUUAUUUAGGUUAUCGAACACGUUAUUAUGAUUCAUCAUUGGGUAUUCCAACUCGUUCUCGUUCUAAAUAUAUAAAUAAUUAUGAUUUACCAAUAAGCAGUUCCACUUAUAGUUACUCAAAAUAUGACAGUGAUAGUGAUUUUGAUACUAUUUUACCAUCGAGAUAUCUUUCAGCAUCUUUAAGUAGUCGAUAUGGUACUUAUUCUACUUAUCGUCAUUAA
Messenger RNA from Rotaria sp. Silwood2, 1674 nucleotides. Lineage: Eukaryota; Metazoa; Rotifera; Eurotatoria; Philodinida; Philodinidae. The record is from the annotation of a GenBank genome assembly.